ACCCUCUCGUUCUCCCCUGCGCUCUCCUCUUCACUCAGGCGGACUCCUCCCCGGCUCACCGCCGAUCUGACGACGAACAAGACGAGGUUCCCCGGAACAGUGCACAAGUCAGAUGAUGGACGGGAGGAGUUUGAGACUUGGUUGUUUCGUGGUUCUGUGUCUUGUGCCUUUCCUGCGCCAUGCCUUGGCUAUUCGCUUUGUGAUGGAUAGGGAAGAGUGCUUCUCCCACAAUGUUGAUUAUGAAGGGGACACUGUUCAUGUUUCAUUCGUUGUGAUCAAGUCGGAAACACCCUGGCAUUAUUCCGCGGAAGGUGUCGAUCUUGUGGUUAAGGACCCUAAUGGCAAUCAACUCCAUGAUUCUCGUGACAAGACUAGUGAUAAGUUCGAAUUCAUAGUCCAGAAGAGAGGCGUCCACCGUUUCUGCUUCACUAAUAAGUCCCCUUACCAUGAAACUGUGGACUUUGAUGUGCAUGUUGGUCAUUUUUCAUAUUUCGACCAGCAUGCCAAAGAUGAGCAUUUUAGUCCUUUGUUUGAACAAAUUGCUAAGCUGGAUGAAGCUCUCUACAACAUUCAGUUUGAACAGCACUGGCUGGAGGCCCAAACAGACCGCCAAGCAAUAUUAAACGAGAACAUGAGCAAGAGGGCAGUUCACAAGGCACUCCUUGAAUCAGCUGCCCUUAUUGGAGCCAGUGUUGCACAGGUCUACUUGCUGCGUCGCCUAUUUGAGCGCAAGCUGGGUGCAUCCAGGGUCUAACUUCUGCUUGUAGGCUUGUAGCCAUCCUUAUACCCACCAACCCAGCUGGAUUUCAUCACUACAUUGUAUGGUUAACAAGAUUUGCUAAAUCUGUUCCCAUAUCCUUGCGUUUUUCUUCAAGAAUUUUGUAAUCCAGUACGGUGCAGCAUUGACGUGCCUUGUAUGAUAUUAAUUGUCAUCCCGAGUUUCCUAUGAUGAGAGAUCAUGUAGUUUGAGUUA
Lolium rigidum is the source of this 973-nucleotide messenger RNA. RefSeq names its product transmembrane emp24 domain-containing protein p24beta2-like. Gene Ontology annotation, cellular component: endoplasmic reticulum-Golgi intermediate compartment; endoplasmic reticulum; Golgi apparatus. The transcript has 5 exons. The record is from RefSeq and is a predicted model, not a curated record. Gene Ontology annotation, biological process: intracellular protein transport; endoplasmic reticulum to Golgi vesicle-mediated transport; Golgi organization. NCBI's taxonomy places the organism in Eukaryota, Viridiplantae, Streptophyta, Magnoliopsida, Poales, Poaceae. Bases 113 to 754 code for a protein of 213 amino acids.